Lactuca saligna is the source of this 465-nucleotide messenger RNA. The record is from the annotation of a GenBank genome assembly. NCBI's taxonomy places the organism in Eukaryota, Viridiplantae, Streptophyta, Magnoliopsida, Asterales, Asteraceae.
AUGUUUGACCCCAUCGUCCGCUGGUUUCAAUCCCACCCUUCACCGCCAGUGGCCAUCAUCUCUGACUUCUUUCUUGGGUGGACCAAUGAACUCGCCGCCCACCUAGGUAUCCGAUGUGUGGUGUUUUCUCCUGCAGAGAUGAAAGCUUCUUGCUUUCUUUACCGGCAAUUCCCAACUCGCCGGAAUUUCCUUGGCGGCAGCUGUCUCCGCUGUGGCGUAGUUACAAAGAGGGAGAACCGAAUUUCGAAUCUUUCAGGAAGGGGUUUGGGCUGUGUCAUGAUGCUGACGUGGCCACUGGGUGCGGAUCAAUUUGCAAAUGAGAAGCUAUUGGUAGACCAGUUGGGUGUUGGGAAACGAGUUUGUGAGGGUAGACCCGAAAAUGUUCCUGACUCGAUCGAGUUGACUCAGUUGUUGGAUGAGUCAUUGAGUUGUGAUAGGCCGGAACAGUUAAAAUUAAGGAACUGA